Messenger RNA from Cryptococcus amylolentus CBS 6039, 554 nucleotides. RefSeq lists its product as hypothetical. The record is from RefSeq and is a predicted model, not a curated record. Gene Ontology annotation, cellular component: cytoplasm. The transcript has 2 exons. Lineage: Eukaryota; Fungi; Basidiomycota; Tremellomycetes; Tremellales; Cryptococcaceae. Bases 146 to 373 code for a protein of 75 amino acids.
UGGCCUCCUCGCCUUGCAUUCCACCUUGAAAUCCACCGUUUCAACCUCUACAUCUUCCACCCACAAGCGGCUGCCCUCCACGGCGCCCUCACAUUCCCACCAAUUCCCCACGCCACCUCAACCCCGCGAAAAAUAAUACAGGAAGAUGUUCGGAUUCGGUCGUCUAGGACACAUCGCCUUUGAUCUGGUGAUCAUCUCCGCCUUGCUUGCCGGUGUCAAGAAGUCCACUGGAUAUACCCUCAAAAUGACCCUCUUCACCGACUCUGCCCUGCGCUCAUUCAUGGACUCGUAUCUCGCCAUGGGUGAAACCAUCUUUGGCAUGUUCAGCGGGUAUGCUGUCAACUCGAGAUACUUUAAGAGGGAGAUUGAGUAAUGGGUGGGGUGAAGAGGAAGAUGGGGGCCGCUGUUAUCCCUAGUGAUGAUAAGACGAAGGGACGAUGCUGGAUGCUUGCUUUGCUUUCUUGACUCUUGUGACUUGUUGUUGUAGGUACUUGCCAUAUAUGUGACUGGGGUGUCCCAUCUGACCCAGCAAUGACCCAUCGUGUAAUAUCUGG